AUGCACAUCCUCUCUCUCUUCCUCUCCGACGCGUCCCCCGCACCCGCCUUUUUCGACCACUCUGCAAAAAUAUCCGUCAGCACGAACAAUGUCGCCCCCUCCGCCAACCUCAACCUCGAUCUCGACCACCUGCCCGACGCCCCGCCCACCGCGAACAACAACAACCUGCUCCACCCCCAGCACCCCGCGGCCCUCUCCCCGCCCUCGUCCCCGCUCUCCUCUCUGCCCCCCUCCGACGACCCCACCAUCGACAUCACCACCACCAUCCCCGAGACCGUCCUCAUCUCCCAUGCCCCCGGCUGGUCCCUCUUCCGCAACCUCUACAUGUCCGGCGGCACCCUCUUCAUCGUCACCUCCGACCCCGCCGCCUUCCCCGACAUCUCCCUCCUCACCUCCACCGGCCUUCCUGCCGAGAACACCCCCGAGAGCAUCCAGGCCCGCAUGCCCACCGCGAAGGACAUGGCCGUCAUCACCCCACGCGAAGCCCACAGGCGCUGGGGCGGCGAACCGCUGCUCGGCCACAAAAACCGCAUCUUCCCCAUCGAGGGCUCCACGUUCCUUUUCAACGACCCCGGCCAAUUCCUGAACCACUACUACCACUUCUGCGCCGAGCUCCUCUUCGGUGCCUGGGCCUUCUGGUCCGGCACCUUCGCGUCCGCGCCCCCCGCCGCCCAGGACGUCCCCACCACCCCGCACCCCGCCCGCAUCAUCUUCCCCCACGCAACCGCCCCCGAAUGGCGCGACAGCCCCGGCUUCAACGCCUACUUCCUCCGCGCCGCCUUCCCCUCCGUCGCCGUCGAGACCCAGCACGACUGGGCCGACCGCACCCGCGCGGGCGGCACAGGCGGCGCGAAGCCCCGCGCGUGGUGGUUCGACACCGUCCUCCUCGCCGACCGCAGCGCCGCCUUCCGCGGCCCCGAAUGCGGCUCGCGCACCCAACGCACCGCUGCCGAGGCCCUCCGCGCCGUCUCUAGCGCCGCGCCGCGCACCGACGGCAGCCUCGCGUCGCCCGUGCCCGCCAGCCGCGCGCGCGACCUCCACACGAACUGGUGGGAGCCCGUCCGCCGCGCGGUCCUGCGCUUCGCGGGCGUCGACCCCGCCGUGCUCGACCUCGGCCUGCGCGCGUCCUCGCGCGAGGCGGGCGGGCUCGCCCCCGCGGAGGUCGUCGUGACGUACAUCAGCCGCCAGAGCGUACGCCGGCGGCUGGUCGCAGAGGACCACGAGGGACUCGUCCGCGCGCUCAGGGAGGUGUGCGGGCGACGCGGGUGGGAGCUGAACGUCGUCAAGGCGGAGAAGAUGACGCGUGAGGAGCAGGUGGCCGUCGUGGCCAGGACGACGAUCCUGCUCGGCGUGCACGGCAACGGGCUCACGCACCUCGUCAUGAUGCCCGUCACGCCCGUGUCGACCGUGAUCGAGAUCUUCUACCCGAGCGGGUUCGCGCACGACUACGAGUGGACCGCGCGCGCGCGGGGCAUGCGGCACUUUGCGAUCUGGAACGACACCGCGCUCGCGUACCCCGAUAUCCAGUACCCGAACUACCCGGAGGGCUUCCAGGGGACGCAGAUCCCAGUGCACGGCCCGCACGUCGCGAAGCUCAUCGAGGACCGCGUCGACGGCCGCCUCCCGUAG
This is a messenger RNA of Heterobasidion irregulare TC 32-1, 1629 nucleotides long. RefSeq lists its product as uncharacterized. NCBI's taxonomy places the organism in Eukaryota, Fungi, Basidiomycota, Agaricomycetes, Russulales, Bondarzewiaceae. Bases 1 to 1629 code for a protein of 542 amino acids. Gene Ontology annotation, cellular component: endoplasmic reticulum. The transcript has 7 exons. The record is from RefSeq and is a predicted model, not a curated record. Gene Ontology annotation, biological process: protein O-linked glycosylation via mannose. Gene Ontology annotation, molecular function: protein O-acetylglucosaminyltransferase activity.